Molecule: messenger RNA, 1184 nt
Organism: Maniola jurtina (meadow brown)
Lineage: Eukaryota; Metazoa; Arthropoda; Insecta; Lepidoptera; Nymphalidae
Gene: ICE
Product: caspase-like
Exons: 6
Coding region: 348-1064 (238 amino acids)
Biological process (GO): proteolysis
Molecular function (GO): cysteine-type endopeptidase activity
Source: RefSeq, a predicted model, not a curated record
GUAGGUUACCUUGCAGUACAGUACUAUGUAUCGAAUUUAUCUAUUUGAUACGGUUCUUAUCAAUUCACGAUUCAUGAGAUAGCUCAAGCUCAUAGUAGAUAAGUAUCUAACUAGGUUCACUUAGAAGUAUUGUAAACAAUUCACUUUAAUGAAACAGUAUCAAUAGAACCUUUUCAGUAGGUAGUAUUAUUGAGGUUUUCACAUUUUCUAACUGCUGAACUGUUAAGAAUGAGUGAGACUUUAUCUGAUGCUGGUAUCUACAACAGAACUCCAGCUACAUCUGGGUAAGGAGUGCCUCAGCUGAUUCAUCGGUACCUAGUGUUAUCAAAGAAAUUUCGUACUAUGAUAUGUCUGGUGAAAAGUAUUUGACGAUAUUUAAUCAUUACUGUUAUAAAAAUACCAAAUAUUUUCAUUACAAAAAACCACCAUCACGAAUCGGCACAAAUGAAGAUGUAACAAGAUUAAAAAAGACAUUCAAAGAUAUGGAUUACCAAGUUACCUGUCAUGAUAACAUGGAUUACGGCGAGAUUAUGGACAAAAUCAUAGAAAUUAGUAAGCAAGACCAUAAAGUAACAUCAUGUCUAUGCUUUGUAUUUUUAACACAUGGUCUGAAAGGCGGAGACCUCUUUGCGGCCGAUCGCCCUUAUCAGUUCAGAGAUGUGACAACUGUGCUUGAAAAUGGCCAUGCAAGUCUCGUUGGAAAACCGAAAAUAUUUUUUGUUCAGGCUUGUAGAGGUGAUCAAAUAGACAGUGGGCGAAGGAUGGCAAUCGAUGGACAUGAAGUGUCAAUAAACAUUCCCACUCACGCAGAUUUUCUUGUUCUAUACUCAAGUGUGGAGAAUUUCGUGUCCUACCGAGAUAAAGAAGGUUCGUUCUUAGUUCAAGAACUCUGUGAUGUUAUAGAAGAGCAUCAUAAAGAGUGGGAUAUUUUACACAUUAUUACACUAGUGCAGAGAAGAGUUGCUUAUUACAGAACAACGUUUGCGCCAUCAAACCCCUCCAUACACGACAAAAAGCAGAUGCCUGAGACUCGUUAUACUUUGACAAAAUUAUUUUACUUUUAGAGAUUAUUGUCAGUUUAUUUGUAAAUAGUAACUACCUAGGUAUCGGUGUAAAUGGGCACAGAUGACAACUGUGCCCAACAAAAAAAGGUAAACUAACUAUGACAAAGUUUAAAAAAUGCA